Osmerus eperlanus (European smelt) is the source of this 2629-nucleotide messenger RNA. Its product is annotated as zinc finger protein with KRAB and SCAN domains 4-like. Gene Ontology annotation, cellular component: nucleus. NCBI's taxonomy places the organism in Eukaryota, Metazoa, Chordata, Actinopteri, Osmeriformes, Osmeridae. Gene Ontology annotation, biological process: regulation of gene expression. The coding region runs from base 1133 to 2617 and encodes 494 amino acids. The record is from RefSeq and is a predicted model, not a curated record. The transcript has 2 exons.
AAAGGGGUGGUGACAGAAUAUGGGAGUAAGGGUUUGUGAUAAAGAUUGUACUAAUUAGGUGAAAGGAAGAUUUAAAGGUUGACAAAGCAUGCCAGGGGUUUGUGUGCCACGAAGAGGGUUGACAUAUUCUAUCUUGGAAAGAGACAUUUAUGUUGGGUUAAAUUGCUGACAUUGGUUUACAAUAAUUAUGGCAUGGAAGGGCACUAGUGGAAGAAAAAAAAAACAUGCUAAAGUGGAAAUGAUCUGCCCCAAGGACACCCAAAGAAAAAAUCUGAUGUAUAUUAUCAAUAUUAUGAGCAUGCUGUCUAUAUGGUUGAUGUAAUUGGAACUGUAUAAUAAAUACAGUAAAUUAAAAAGGGCAUAUUUGAUAAGUAAAUCAUUAGAGCACAACACCGGCUACAUAGAUCUUCUUUCGUGAAAUCCAGAUGACCACAUUGUUUACAGCUGCCAGAUCAAUGAUCUCAACAUGUCUAUGAUUUGACAGAUGAAAGUGGUUGUGUGGAUUCCCAGAAUUCAUAUGGAAAUUGAAAAGAUUAUCCUUCUCGGGUACCGUGUGAUGUGCGCAUGGUUGUCCAGUCUAUUUUCUGGUUGUUACAAUUAAAUGAUUCCCCUCGGAAAAUAUGAGCGAUCUAGUAAUAGUAGCAACUGGUUAACCAAUACGUUCGUCUUAUUGGCAGCAAAAGCAGUAUCCUACCGAGUGUGAGUUUUAUGUUAGCUUGAUUCUCGAAAUAAUAAGUUACUGUUACGAUGCCUAGCAAAGUUAUAGCUAAAAGCGUGUUAGCCUACAGCAGCUAUGUAUUGUGCAUGAUGUAGCUACCUCUGAUGUUGUACGAUAUGUUUUUUCAAAACAAAAACAAAUUGUAAGAUGCAAAAAUACGGUAGAUCGAUAGGGUAGAUAUGUUCUCAUGUAGUUUAAUACAUAUAUAGUCUAAUAUUAAGUUGAGUUCUAAAUACACAUUAUGGUUAUUGGUCACAGUAGUAGCCCAUGUCUCAAAUGUUAGAAAUUUAAAAGGAACAUAUCGAUAGCUGUCAGUAUUUCUGCUCACUUCGCAGAGUUUGAAGGUUGCUAGUUAGCUCAGCAAUUACCUGGGCCACGUAUUUGUUUUUAAACGUGUUGUACUAGAGAGGAAGCAUGGAUGUGGUCCGGUUGUUUACCUCUCUCAUAGCUGCGCAUCGACAGCAGCAGCAGACUUUAGCUCUGCAGGGGGAGAUUCAGGCUGAGAUUCUGGCACAACUCCUAGAGCAGGAGGAUGUUAACAGCAGGACUCAGUCCAAUAAGGAUGUCAUUGAGGAUGCAGAGGCUCACCUAAUUCUUCUGGAGGAAGUCCUCAAAAGUGUUAAGCUAUCUAACAUAAAAUUUAGACUAGCAGGUCUCCUGGGUGAGGAGAGCCUUAGGGCCGAGGAGCCCGACUAUGAGGUACUGAAGGCCGGUUUGUUGGACCAUGCGAGGGAGGCGGAUAUCCAGGUGCAGCAAGACUUCAGCUCUGUGAGGUUUGACCCCCAGAAGGGGCCUAGGGAGCUUGGACAGGGGCUGGAGUGUGCAGCCCAGCGCUGGCUUCGGCCUGAAAGGAGAACAGCCAUGGAAGUGGUCAGGUGUGUCACCCUGCAAAGGUUUGUCUCACUCUUGCCUGAAGAUGUUGCAGCCCAUGUGCUGAAACAGUGCCCUCACGACAUGGAGCACGCAGUGUGCAUGGCUGAGGAAUACAUACAUGCCCUGACAGAGGAAGGAAGUAGGGUGACGGACGGCCACACUCACACUGUGGGAUAUCCUUCCAACCAGCCAGCCAAGGAACAGGGACAAGGGGGUGCAAAUCAUCUACAUUUUGAGGGGAUGGAAGGAAGAGACAAGGUGGUUCUUGUUGAGGGCAGUGUUGUAAAGGAGGAGGUAGACGACUAUUUAGUAGCGGAUGUCAGUGGGACGGAGAUAGACAGUAGUGGGUUGUACUGUGAGGGAGGAGCUGAUGAUCAUGCUGCCAACAUCGAGAGGUUUCAGCUAAGAAACAUGACAAAUAUGGUGCCUCCAUCUGACACUACCAAGAGAGAUGUUUCUGCUUCCGAGGAGGGUGAGGCUGUGUCUUUAACACCCUCUUAUCUGCAGAGCGGCAAGCAGCCAUGUCUAGACAGUGGCAGCAACUACGGCAUGGCUAGCCAUUCACAAAGAUACAAUGGCAGAGCCUUUAAGUCGUUUUGCUGCCUUGACUGUGACCAGAGAUUUGAGUCUCAGAAGGACUUGACCCAGCAUCGUAGGAGUCAUGCCAAGACUCAUUGCUGCCCUGAGUGUGGGAAGAACUUCCGGGACAGUUUUAAUCUGAAAUGUCACCUGAGGACACAUACAGGCGAGCGGCCUCACCAUUGUCACUAUUGUGGAAAAACCUUUGCUCAGGAGCACGGGCUUCUGCAGCACAUCAAUAUCCACACUGGAGCGAGGCCUUUCUGCUGUACUGUGUGUGGAAUGGGCUUUCGUCACAGCCGAACUCUCAAGAAACACAUUGUUCUUCACUCCCAAGACAGGCCUUUCCUCUGUGCCCAUUGUGGAGUGACAUUCAAACUUAAUGAUACAUUGAAGAGGCAUCUGAAAACUCACACAGGAGUACAAGGUGUGAAUAAACAUAAGUGACAUCGAUUGCUU